Closterium sp. Naga37s-1 is the source of this 903-nucleotide messenger RNA. The record is from the annotation of a GenBank genome assembly. NCBI's taxonomy places the organism in Eukaryota, Viridiplantae, Streptophyta, Zygnematophyceae, Desmidiales, Closteriaceae.
AUGGCUCUCGCGACGACGUCCAUAGUGACCCGGACUGUCGCUCUUUCAGGACCUUCCUCCCUGGUUCCAGCAUCGUCGCGCCUAACUCAGUCAAGCGCUUCAAACGUGUCUCGUAGAGCCUGCAGAAAUUUCUCUAAGAUCCAUAAACCGGCACCGGCCGUUUUCCGCGAGUCAAUCUCAGCCCCUCCCCUGGCCGCCGACUGCCUCCCCCGCUCUAGGCCUCUUGCUGCUUCCACCACUGCCAAGGCUGCUGCCUCGGCUGUUGCCGAGCCUGCGCAGGAGCUUCGGGGUGCUGGGCCAGUGGUGGUGGUUGAUAAUUAUGACAGCUUCACUUACAACCUUUGCCAGUACCUGGGUGAUCUGGGGUGCGAGCACGUGGUGUACCGUAACGAUGACAUCACCAUUGACGACCUGCAGAAAAUGGACCCCAGGGGGGUGCUCAUCUCUCCAGGCCCUGGCACGCCAGACGACUCGGGCAUAUCGCUGGACGUGGUGCGGCGCCUGGGGCCGACCGUGCCCCUCUUUGGUGUAUGCAUGGGGCUGCAGUGCAUGGGGCAGGCAUAUGGCGGGCGCAUAGUGCGGGCUCCAGGGGGCGUGAUGCAUGGCAAGACGUCACCUGUGCUGCACUCCAUGGCAGAAAGUGACUCAGGGCUGCUGGCUGGACUGCCAAGCCCCUUCACGGCGUGUCGGUACCACAGCCUGGUGAUUGAAAAGGACUCAUUUCCUGAAGGCGAGCUGGAGGUGACUGCAUGGACGGAGGAUGGGCUCGUCAUGGCCGUGCGGCACAAGAAGUACACCCACGUUGAGGGGGUGCAGUUCCACCCAGAGAGCAUCAUCACGAGCAACGGCAAGGAGAUUGUGGCAAACUUCCUCAAGACCAUGGACCGCUACUGGGGCAAUUAG